Oncorhynchus tshawytscha (Chinook salmon) is the source of this 874-nucleotide messenger RNA. Its product is annotated as putative Kunitz-type serine protease inhibitor. Gene Ontology annotation, molecular function: serine-type endopeptidase inhibitor activity. The transcript has 6 exons. The record is from RefSeq and is a predicted model, not a curated record. The coding region runs from base 7 to 759 and encodes 250 amino acids. NCBI's taxonomy places the organism in Eukaryota, Metazoa, Chordata, Actinopteri, Salmoniformes, Salmonidae.
CUACAAAUGAUGUUACAUACCUGUGGACAGAAGCUUAUAGAACAGGAUUUGAAAAGAAAUCAACAUCUUUCUGUUGGGGGGAAUUUACGGUCUUGGCCUACCAGCGACAAAAUGAUGGCAAAUCCACUGUUGAAUAUCUUUUUCCUAGGAGUUAUGCUUCCUAUAGCUUUGUCCAUUGAACCGUUUUGCAGUAGGAAGAUGGACGAGGGAAAGCCAGCGGAGGGAAAGGAAGAUCUCACUAAACUGCAGUAUUACUACGAUGAGGGGGCAGGCAUCUGCUUUCCUUUCAUCUACAAAGGACUGGAAGGGAAUGAGAACCGCUUCAACACAGACAGGACGUGCAUGGAGGCCUGCUCUGCCAAGUUUGACGAGCUCUACCCAGCUGCAGGUGCAGUGUGUGACCUUCGAUUAGACCAUGGCAGUUGCUUUGCCAUGUUGUUGAUGUACUACUACAACGCAGUAGAGGGAACCUGCCGUAUCUUCCACUACGGGGGCUGUCAGGGCAAUGGCAACCGUUUCGAGACCAGAGAGCACUGUCAACAGACAUGCAUGGCCAAAGGAGCCAGGGGUGGUGCUGCUGCAGAGCCAGGAGCUAACCCAGAUGAGAGUUCCACUAAUGCAGGACUGAUCGUGGGUAUUUUAGGAGGAGUUGUGUUCACCGUGGCAGUGAUCUCUGCUAUUGUUCUCUUUGUUGUCCAAAGGAAAGGGACAUCAAGCAAAGAUGGGAGAGAGCAGGAACUACCUAUUGAGAUGUCCUAGAGAUGUUUACACUCGACACCAUUUUCAAAUUCCUUUUUUGCUUAGGAUUUCAUUUACAUUUGUUAGGAAUUAAAAUGUUGUACUCCAUUUAGGUUGAAUAAAAAAGGAAAAUGUA